Messenger RNA from Prorocentrum cordatum, 2725 nucleotides. The record is from the annotation of a GenBank genome assembly. Lineage: Eukaryota; Dinophyceae; Prorocentrales; Prorocentraceae.
AGUUUGGGCUCAAGCUACGGCCACCGCCGCCCCAGCAGAGCGCCAAUGACGCACGGCUGAAGUCGGCUCGAUCGUGGGCGUGAUUAGACCGAAGCAUGCGCGGCCCAGGGAUGGCCAAGGCCGAUUCCUCCAGGAAUGGUGUAACAGAUGUGUGCAGACUUCUCGAUGCACAGGAGCCCUCUGGGAGCGACACCGCAAUGACCUUUGCCUCGAAUUGUUCAUUGAACAGCUACCCUACGGCUCUGAACAAUUCAGCAGGUGAGGGUGUUCAGAUUAUAUGUGUGGGUUUAAUGCGGACAGGCCUUCGGUCUCUCCGCAAGGCAUUGGAAACACUUGGCUAUAACCAGAUGUAUGACGCUGAGCAGAUCGUGUCCACGUUCGAGCUUUGGGACAACAUCAUGAAGAACGACAGCAUGGACGUGCACACGUUCCCCAAUAUUUUCCAAGGUGCCAAGGUUGCCAUGGGCAUGCCAGUGUUUGUGUUCUGGGAAAAGAUUUUGGAAUUCUACCCACACGCGAAGGUCAUCUUAACCAUUCGGGACGAGGACGAGUGGGUCAAGUCCGUACUUAACGCGAAGGCGAUGAUGGAUAAUAACAUGCCCGGCGCGCCAUUGGCAUUACGAGGGCUUCUUGGCACAUGGGAGGGCUUCUUGGCACCAUCUUAUCACAAGUACUGCGAAGUGCUGCGUUUUGCGUGGAGCGUCACAUUAGGUGGCUUGCCCAUGAGGGGCGGGGCGCUCAACGAGAUGAUCGUCCGUGGCAGCUUCCGCAAACACAAUACCUAUGUGCGGAGCAUGCUCGAAGGCAAGACCACUUCCAACGGAGAGCAGCAACUCCUCGUCUACAAUGUGCGCGAUGGCUGGGCUCCGCUUUGUGAUUUUCUGGGGGUGCAGAUCCCUAGCGAGGAGAUCCCUGCAGUCCUCCAGGUCCCGUACUUCCCGGGGCAGGGCGACGCGGUAGACAGACAGGAGGUCGACAUGGUCGAGGCGGACCUCCUCGUGCCCGACAGCGUCUUCGGGCUGCGCAUGCGCCAGGAACUGCGACGAGGAUUAGCCGUGACAGUUUUGGUGGUUGCGUUGGUGCUGGCAGUGCCGGCCAUGCUGGCCGUGCGUUGGCAGGCCUUGCAGGGGCUGUUGGCGCUGUUCUUGGUCGUGGUCUUGGCGAUCGCAUGGGAGGUGUACGUGGUCAUGCACACCGUCGUGAUGAGGGUCGACGCUCUAGUGGUGUUGCCGCUCAUGAUGAAGAGCUUACUCAUAGCAACGUGCCUGCAGGCGUGCUUCAUCACCUACGGUUUCCUGAAGGAACAGAUGGUCACACAAGACCGCAUCGCAUCCCCCCUUCUAAUAUUGUCAGCCCGCCUUAUGUCAGUAUUCUGCGGCAUGAUCGCCUUGGUUGCUACCGAGGGCAGGAUACACUUUGGCGGUGUACCAUUAAAGUCAUUCGUGUAUUUCAGUGUCACAAACGAGGGCUCCACGUGGGCCGGGUACGAGAUGUUGAAGUACGUAUCCUUCCCUGUGCACGUCAUGGCCAAAUCUUGCACUCUGCUGCCCAACAUGCUGAUGGGGAAGAUGCUAAAUGGCACUUCCUACCAGUGGUCCCAGUACGGGCAGGCCAUUGCCGCUAUGGUCUGCGUCACGAUCAUGCACCUCUCCGAGGGGCACAAGGAGGGCGGUCAGCACAAGCAGAUUGCCAAGAGCGAGAUGAGCGAUUUCACGAAAUUCAUUUUCGGCGCCUCUCUGCUUAUCCUGUUUUUCGCUUGCGACAGUUUCACCUCGCAGUGGCAGACGAGCCUUUACGCAAAGCACAAGAACCUUACGAAGACGCAGAUGAUGGUGUGUGGAAAUCUGGUGGGCCUCAGCAUCACGCUGAUUUCCAUCACAGCCCAGUUCGGUAAAGUCCGCGAGUCCGUGGCCGUUGUGAUGGCAGACGGCGCCGUUCUUGGACGCCUGGUGCUAUUGGGCUUGAGCGCAGCGAUGGGACAGUUCUGCAUCUACACUGCCAUCAAGAUCUUGGGCCCCCUAGCAUUCAACUGGAUCAUGACAACGAGGCAGCUACUGUCGGUACUGAUUUCGCUGGUGCUAUUCGGGCACGGUGUUUCUGUGACCAAGUUCACAUGUAUCUUCGUCGUGUUUGCAAUCAUGAGUGCCAAGCACUUAGCGAAGGCUGGGACAGCGUUCAAGAAGCACGCCAAGUGCAAGGCCAGAUCCCAGUCCAAGGUGUCACGCCCCCACUCCGAGACGCCCCCCUGUCCAAGAAGUCCAUUGAUCACCGAUGGGACAAGCCAGGACAUCCGAGAGUGGCAGAAUGAGUACGGGAAUGCGCGUCAGGCGAGUCAGGCAGCCGCCACUGGGAAUAGCAUCAACAGUGGCCUUGACGCCACCAUCAAGAAGGAGGAAUAGGUGGCCAUCUUUUCCAGUGUGCGGCCGGCCACUCCGCCUCAGCGCUGCACGACAGAGGCUUGCUGCGUGCACCGUGCACGGGGUCUCGUCGUGCGUGAGCGCCCACACCCGCACAGAAAAGGCGACCAGCUUGUCGAUCGGGACAGGCGGAUCCCACUCCGUUUCCACACUUGGUCGUCCGUGGACCAGCCGCUCGGCUCUGGAGUCCUCACCACCGUCCCAUUGUCCACAGCCAUCGUUGUAGGGAGGUGGUGGCCCGUCUAGUGGAGCCCCCGUUUGCCUCCCUAGAGUAUGUUGUGUUUCCCUCUGGCGAUCACGGGCUUUCC